AUGUCUAUGAUCACAGUAACGUCGCCUUCCAUGUUCUCCAAGCUCAACCCGCUUAACGCUCUCCACAGGCGUUCCAAUAACAAAGAACAAGAACAGCCUCCUAAACGACAGAGAGCUGGCUCGUUCAUGAGGAUAUGGCGUCGCUCUUCGAGCACGUCCCUGGUUCCUCAAACCAAAGUCGUGAACCGUUCCCAGCUUACUAGACAUAACAUCACAGCCGCGCAAGCCUUGUCUGCUGGCCCACCUUCACCAAGAAGACGUCGCCUGGAUGGUUCUACUAAGCUGGCGGUACGCUCUAAUGACCUACUUUCUUCUGAUUUCAUUCUCCCGCUAGAAAUGAAACUGUCGAGAAGAAGCUAG
Molecule: messenger RNA, 360 nt
Organism: Candidozyma haemuli
Lineage: Eukaryota; Fungi; Ascomycota; Pichiomycetes; Serinales; Metschnikowiaceae
Exons: 1
Coding region: 1-360 (119 amino acids)
Source: RefSeq, a predicted model, not a curated record